AUGGCUCAACCAACGCCAAUUCCGCCGCCGUCCACAUCUUCAUUUUCACCGGGCGAAAUAGCCACCAUCGGCCAGGCGUCGCGUAUCCCACCAUUUUGGACCGACAUGCCUAAAAUGUGGUUUCUACGCCUCGAGUCAGUAAUGGGACCACAACACCAGGGGGAACAGGUCAAGUACGAUAUGGUAGUCAGCAAGUUGGGCAAGGAGGAGCUCAGCCAAGUAAGUGAUCUCAUAAGCAAUCCACCGGACCAAGGACGCUACACUGCACUGAAAACCAGGCUCCUCAGAGUUUUUCAAGCCAGCGCCGAGGCCCAAUUUAACAAACUCGUGUCGGGAAUGGAAUUACGGCAGCAGCGACCAUCUCACCUGCUAGCCAAGAUGAAUGAGCUCGCGAAGAACUCCGGUGCUGAAGGCGACACGCUCAAGAAUUUGUGGCUAGCGCGACUACCGGCAUGGAUUCGCGUGAUCUUGGCCACCAACAGAGCAGACACGAAACUAGACGACCUCGCCGAGAUGGCCGACAAGGUGAUGGACAAUCUACGCAACGGGGAGCUGUUGGCCGUGAACACCGGCUCGACCCGCAGCUCGUCAUCGACCCCAACCGUGGCAGAGGUGAACGUGGAGCUGCUGACCCAAAUGAAGACCAUGGUACUGGAGCUCAAGACGCUGCGCAGUGAGGUAAACGCCAUAAACAACCGCCGUCAUAAUAAUGGUGGUAGGCGAUGGGUGCGUAACCGUUUCCGUUCCAGGAACCGUACGCCGCAACGGACGCCACGCAGUGAAGAUUGGUUGUGCCGGUACCAUUUCCGGUACCGCGAGGCGUCACGAUGA
Molecule: messenger RNA, 831 nt
Organism: Parnassius apollo (apollo)
Lineage: Eukaryota; Metazoa; Arthropoda; Insecta; Lepidoptera; Papilionidae
Source: the annotation of a GenBank genome assembly